AUGGACGGUACAGCGGACGAGGACGGGCAAGGCGAGCAAGACGACCAGGACGACACCCCAGCUCUACUCACAGCACCCCCUGUUCCUGUAACAUCUGGUAUACCCGACGGGUUCGAUGCGCCCGAGGUGCACACUCCUAGAAAAGUGCGCCGUAAUCGUAUUGUCGUAGACGGCCUAGACUACAGAGGCCUCUCCUUUCUUGCAUUUGAUGCUACCAAUGCCGUGUUGAUCGACAAGUUCAAGGCAAGAAAAGAUCCCACACUAGGCAUGAACCAGACGGUCAAAAUUCGUUACACGGGCAGCGGCGGCGCGCUCCGCUUCAUGUACGAGCACACGCAACAGGAGGCGCUUACUAUCCCUCGCGGUCCGUCAUCUCUGCUAAGGACUGUGCAGAUUUGA
Molecule: messenger RNA, 399 nt
Organism: Sporothrix schenckii 1099-18
Lineage: Eukaryota; Fungi; Ascomycota; Sordariomycetes; Ophiostomatales; Ophiostomataceae
Exons: 1
Coding region: 1-399 (132 amino acids)
Source: RefSeq, a predicted model, not a curated record